AUGGCGCUUGUGUUUAAGUCCUAGUGGUUAGGGUAGACAGCCGCUAAGUCUCAAAAGUCAAGGUCCACCGUUAGAAAUUGUAGUUUGGUCUUGUCACAGUCGUAUUCUAAGUCUAUAUAAUUAAGCAAAUGUGCAUGUGAGAAGGGCGGAUUAUGACAGAAGAAAAGUCGCAUCGGAGGACACAUUUGAGUCAACAGUAUUUUGAAACCGUCAACAUCAGACAGUAAGAAUGCGUGACCUGGCUGCUCAGGUCACCAGCAGCCUGUUGCGCUUCCCGGAGGUGACUAUAGACGCUCUGGGUGAAGAUGAAGUCACGCUGGACUCUGUGCUGCAUGGCAGGUUCACUGUCGGGCGGAGCGGGCUGGCCUGGCUGGCGUGCGGCCCCCAGCUGGAGGUGGUGCACUCGGUGACGGCGGAGCGCUUCUCGGCCUACUGCUUCAGCAGCCUCAGCGAUCACCCGCCCAACGUGCUGGCGGCGCGCGACUUCUGCUGGCUGAAGCGCACGGGUCUGCUGGUGGGCCUGGAGGAGGCCGAGGGCAGCAUGCUCUGCCUCUACGACCUCGGCAUCUCCCGCGUCGUCAAGGCCGUCGUCAUCCCUGGCAGGAUCACAGCCAUUGAGCCCAUUGUGAGUUAUGGAGGGGCCAGUGCAAACACCCAGCACCUCCACCAGAGCCUGCGCUGGUUUUUCGGCGUGGCCGCGGUCGUCACGGACAUCGGGCACGUGCUCCUGGUUGACCUCUGUCUAGAUGACCUGUCCUGCAGCCAGAGUGAACUGGAACCUUCCGACCUGGAGGUGGUGAACAAGUCGCCGUCGGAGAUCCCGCGUCUGAGGGAGGGGGUGACUCAGCAGGGCCGCCACCUGUGCCUGCAGCUCAGCAGCCCCACGGGCACCGCCGCCUCCGCCCUGCAGUACAUCCCCCGCACCAACCAGCUCGCCGUCGGCUUCACCGACGGAUACCUGCAGCUCUGGAACAUGAAGAGCCUCAAGAAAGAGUAUCACUCUCAGCUGGAAGGAGGCAGAGUUCCUGUCUACGCCUUCACGUUCCAGGAGCCCGAGAACGACCCCCGCAACUGUUGCUACCUGUGGGCAGUGCAGUCGGCUCAGGACCUUGAGGGGGAUGUAGUGAGCCUCCACCUGCUGCAGCUGGCCUACGGAGAGAGGAAGUGCCUGGCCUCCGGCAAGAUUCUCUAUGAGGGUUUAGAGUACUGUGAGGGACGCUACAGCCAGGACCUGAACGGCACGGCCUUCCCUCUCCGGGCUCAGGCCACCAACACGCGCCUGCUCAGCUGCCAGACCAUCGAGAAGUUCCGCCACCACCCCGACCGCGACGACAGCAUGAAUGAAGUGGCUUCACCGGACACCAGCGUGUCCAUCUUCAGCUGGCAAGUCAAGUCUUACGGGCAGGCCAAGCCAUCCACCUACAUCAGUGUGUUCGACAUUAACAGAUGGUACCACGCACAGAUGCCUGAUUCUCUGAGGGCAGGGGAGUCUCUGCGUAACUGCCCGUACUUCGCCGUGUGGUCCCUGGACGCGGUGGUGGAGAUGGCCGCCACCAGCCCCCUGCUGGACGUGCUGGUGCACGAGCGCAGUCUGAGCAGGGGCCUGCCCUACGCCUGCCCUCCCCCCGAACAGUUCUUCAACCCCACCACAUACAACUUUGAUGCAAGCUGCUUGCUUAACUCUGGGAUUGUGCACUUAACUUGCUCUGGUCAUCAGAAGGAGACCCUGAGCUACCUGAAGAAGGUGGCACCCACGCUGAGCGAGAGCAUCUCCAGCGGAUACACUCGCUGCCUGGUGUCCGGUCUGCUGUCCCCGCGCCUGGCCGACGUCCAGGCCUCCAACCUGUCUCAGGAGGAGCAGCUAGACGCCAUCUUAUCCACAGCGGUGGAGACGAGUUCCCUCGGACUGAUCACUGGAUGUAUAAAACAGUGGACUGCUGAAGAGCAACCAGGAUCAGCGGCGAACCUGCGGUACAUUCUGGAAUGGGCCUGGGAUAAAGUGGUCCACACCAAACAGGAGCUGGAUGGCAUCUGUGAGCCGUUAUUUGACAGCUCGUCAAACUUCACAGAGCCUCAGACCCUGCAGCUGCUGCAACACAGUCAGCGGUUGCUGGGCAACCUCAGCACCAUCUUCCACUCCCUGCUCAGCCAGGCCCAGGAGAUCACUCAGAAAGGUCUCGUGGGCCUCAUCAACAAAAACCUGGUAUCAAGUCUGAUUGCACAGUAUUCACAAGUGGUCCUAUGGUUCUGUCGGACUGGCCUACUCCCUGAGGGUUCAGAUGACGAAGAUGCUCUGCAGAUUUCAAGGCCCUUCUACAGCUACUCCAUCAUCAAGAACUACUACACCGGCAGACGGGAGGAGCUGCAGCGCCUCACCAAGGACAAAUGGAAUGCCGACUGCCUCAUGAUUGAUGCACUGGUGGGCCAAUGCGGCGAGCGCCUGGCUGACCUGUGGAAAAGGGACGAGGGGGGAGCGGGGCAGUACCCACCUCUUUCACUGCAUGCCUUGCUGGACAUCUACCUCCUGGAAAACAUUGAUGAAUCUGCCAAACACGCCAUUGUUAUUUAUUUACUGCUGGAUGUCAUGUACUCUUUCCCAAAUAAGAGCGGCUCGUCGGUAGAGUCCUUCCCCACAGCGUUCGCCAUUCCCAUUGGCCUGGUCAAGCUGGUGCAAGGCCUCUGGCUGCUGGACCAUCGGGAUCAUGAGAACUCCCUGGAGCUGCUGCUGCACCCGGCCACCAGUCACUCUCUGUGGGCGUGGCAGCACGGGCGCGUGCUGGAGGCGCUCAUGUGCCAGGGCCAGCACGCCAUCGCCCUGCGCUACCUGCACGUCAUGAAGCCCUCGCUCGGCACCACCAGCGAGGCCAAGCUCUGCCUCUCCGUCCUCCUGCACAACAGAUGCAUGGUGGAGGCGUGGGCUCUGCUACGGCAGCAUUCCAACAAGCUGAACAUGGAGGAGCUGCUGCACUUCCUGUACGAGACCAGUCAGGAGCUGGACCUCAUGAAGGAGCUGCUCAAGCUGCCGCUGGGCCUCACCGAACAGGAAUGUCUGGAGCGUUUCCUUCAGGGUACAGGUGGGCUCCGGAACCGGGAGCUGCUGAUGGUGCAUUACCUGCAGCAAGCCAACUACGUACCCGCUCUUCAGCUCAACCAGACACUAAAGAUGAACACGCUGAACGACCGUGACCCUAAAAUGAAGGAACGCUCCAACACCAGGAACUCCAUCCUGGACCAGUAUGGGAAAGUCCUUCCCAGAGCGCAGAGGAGGCUGGCCACCGAGAGGGCCAAGCCCUACAGCCACCCCUCCACCAUGCUCAGAAAGGUGUCCCGACCGCAGCCGUUGUCCACUGUGGCGAAGCGUUCGGCCGCCGAGAGCGUGCUGACGAGAGCGACCUUCAUCAGCAGCGUCCUCUCCAAGAUCGAGGAGGUGUGGGUGGGAAAGGACAACACCCCAGAGUCCUCUCCUUUCAAGAGUCCCAGAGUGCCCGAAGUGCUUGUGCCAAGCCCCCAGCGUCCCCCAACCGAUCUACCUGACGCCUUCGUGGGCACGCCUAUCACCAUGACGAAAAAGAGAAUGUCCAGGAUGUUUGAUUUGAUGGUGCACCCCGCCUGCCCGAGCACCCCUGAGCCCCCCCACCAGCUUCAGACGACCCCCCCUCGGACCACGACCUCAUGGACCGCCCCCAAAAGCAUCCCCCGAGCUCCUGAGCUGGACCUGCUGCAAACCCCACAAGUUGUCAAGAGAGCUCGUGCUUUGGCUGCAUCAGUCCCAGUCUUCUCCAGCUUCACCCCCCAGUCCAUCCUGCGGAGCAGCCUUCGGCCCACCCCUGUGGCCACCCCCUCCGCCUCCCCCGGCCGCUCCGCCACGCCGCCCCUGCGCCCCAAAGAGAGCCGCAUCACCUUCGUGGAGGAGGCCGCCAGCCCCGAGUUGGCCAAAAACCCAGCGCCCUGGAGCAACGGGGUAAUGCGGACGCACCAGGCAGCUCACAAUACAGCAGCAGAGGGCCUAAGCUGUGUAGUCGAUACUAUUGUGGGUGACAGUGAGGUCAGCCUGUCUCAGAGAUCCAGUGUCCACUCGUAUGAAGAGGAGGAUGAGGAGGAAGAGGAGGGCGAGCCGAGGGUCACCUACUUCCCUCCGGCAGAGAAGCUUGCGGUCGAGGCGAGUGAGAACGCAGGUCGGGACGGGUCGGAGAGCGGUUCCUCAUCCGUUAGAGAAGUCCCCGCCAUCACGCCCGCGCUGACUGGACGGCCGAGCCUCGGCCACGACGCCAGCGCGGCGUCGGUCGACCAGUCGCUGGAGUCCACUCUGGAGUUCCACGACGCCCCGGCGCCAGAGGACCUGCUGCUGGACCAGGACCAGCCCGAGCCCACGAUGCUGUGGGAGGAGCAGGUGGACGACGAGGUGAUCGUAGUCAGGAGGACGAAAUCACCAAUCAGAAAAAAGGCAGCGCCGUCGCUGGAUGAUACCCUUCCAGAGGAGCCCCCUGUGGCUGCUGCUCACGAGGAGAACGCUCCGCUCACAGUGGAGCAGGAGGAAGAGGAGGAGGAGGAGGAGGAGGAAGAGGAGGAGGCGGAGAAGAUGGACCAGGAGGUAGUUGAGGAAUGUAAGCCAGAAUCUGAGCCCGAAACCCAGGAAGUAGCGUCAGAACCGAGCGGAGAGAUCGAGGCCUCCGUGGCUCCAGCUGAAGAGCUUCCUGCGCUGGAGGAAAGCGAGAGCGAUCCGGAGGUCGUGCAGGUGCCGGAGGAGGAGGAGGAGGAGGAAGAGGAGGAGGAGGAGGAGAAGCAGCAAGUUGAAGAUGUGACCGAGAUGCCCGAGGCUCUCGCAGAGUCUGAACCGCUGAGCGCAACGGUGGAGGUGACCGCCGCUGCAGCAGAGGAAAUUGUGUGCGUGUCUGAGUCUGAGAACGCUGCCGAUGUUCUCCCUAAGCUCGAUCACAAACCAGAGCCAGAACCCACCACGACCAUGGCCAACCAUGCAGGAGAAGCGGAGGGAUCGCCGCCAGAGGUUGAGGUGGAGAACGCCCCCAGGAAACAGGACGUCACAGAUCUGGAUAUCGAUGCUUAUGUGGAGCAUCAUCUAUUUGACAACAUGUCCCCUCCUCACUCACCAACACGGAACUGGACCACCAUUAACAGCGAUGCUGUCCAUGAAAUGGCGGAGGAACAAGCCCCUGCUGUGUCCACCGCUGAUAUGCCCGCUGAUGUGCCAGCUGAUGUGCCAGUGCUGACCACUCAGAAGUCUGUGGCCUCCUCCGAGCCCACCACCUCUGGCUCCCCCUCUGUGGUGAGCGUGAACGACAGUGAGGAUCUCUCCAGCGCUGCCUCAGACGACGAGUCUGAUUCUGAAGACGAAGAUGAGGACGAAGAGGACGACGAGGAGGAGGAGGAGGAAGAAGAAGAAGAGGAGGACUCAGGCAGUGAGGUGGAGAUCAUAGAGGAGGUGGAGGGGAACGGCCGUGCACUCCGCCCCCCUCCCGCUCACCUGUACCUGGAGGAGCUGCCGCCCCAUGCUCAUUACCUGCAGGAGCAGACCUCCGCCGUGCUCUCGCUCGUCUCACCUGAGGCUCAGGAGGUGGAGGGCAUCAUGCUGGAGGAGGAUGAGGAUGAGGAUGAGGAGGUGGUGAUGCUUGGCCUGGGCCCCAGGUGCCUGGAUGAAGACGAAGCCGAGGUGAGCUACACUGAGCUCAAGCCCCCCGCCACACUCCUGGUGCCGCUGGAGCUCGCCGAGGACUCCAACUCCCAUCAGCCCCAGCACCUGGACGAAGGGGCCCUGGCUGCAGUCAUGCCGGUCGAGCCCACAGCGACCCCUGCUGGUGGCUUCUCACUAAUGCUGGAGGCCGAGGAGGAGGAGGAGGAAGAGGAAGAAGAGAUGAUGGAAGAGCCUCAGGCUGUGGAGGAGGUGGAUGCGGGUGGAGAGAUGAACCAGCUGAUUGAGCUACCUGAGGUUGAGGAUCAGCUGGUGUUGGGCGUAGACACCAGAGCUCAGGAGCUGGCCAAUCAGGAGCAGGUGGACACACCUGACCCACAGGUGCACGCACAGGAGGAGGUGGCAGAGGAGGAGACACAGGGCACACAGGUGGCCACGGCAGAGGAGCCGGAGGACCGUGACGCUCAGGACACCGUGCCAGUGUCUGUGGACGCAGAGAUGCCCGAGGAGGAGGAGGAGGAGGAGGAGGAGGCGGCGGCAGUGUUUGACGCCCCAGCCCUCCCUGGCUCUGCUGGAGAGAGUGAGGCCGAGCAGGUGAGCGACACACCUGAAGCGGAGGCGGAACAGGUGGAGCAGCAGAUGCAGGACACACCUGAGGAAGAGGAGGCGCGCGUGGCCAGUGCAGAGGAAGAGGAGGUGCGCGUGGCCAGUGCAGAGGAGGAAGAGGAUGAGGAAGAGGAGGAGAAGGAGAAGGAGGAGGAGGAGGAGGAGGAGCGCAUGGCCAGUGCAGAGGAAGCUGCAGAGGUGCCAGGGACUGAGGAAGAGAGUCCCACUGAGAUGGAGACCCAAACUGAGGAACCAGAUGAAAACCUGCCGCAGGAACCCGAGGAACCUGUGCCUGUGCCUGAGGCUGAGGCUGAGGAGGAACCCAAGGAACUCACACCUGAUGCUGUGGAGGCUUCAGCGCUGCUGCUGUCGUUUGCUGAUGCUUCUGCUGCUGAUGAUGCAGAGCAACCAGAAGGAGGGGAGAUCUCAAGCUCUGCUGCUGAUGCUGCAGAGGUCGCAGAGGUCGAGGAGAAGAGCGCUUCAGAUGCCAGGGCUGAGAAAGGGAGGUCUACCAGGCAGAGUGAGCAAGCUGCUGCUGCUGCUGCUGAUGAGAUCGCAGACACUACGUAUGAAAUUCCUCCGGUCAGCACAAGGAAAGGCAGCAGUCAUAGGAAAAAUGUGACCUUCCUCUCACCGGUCAUUCAAGCGGAAAAGGAGGAGGCAGAAGAGCAUAGUGACCCUCCAGUGCCCUCCACGCCCCAACGGCGCUCCACCAGGAGUGGCAAGCAGCUGCCAGAUGUUCAGGUUGCUGUCACGCCCAGGAGGAGGACGAGGCGGACCGAACCGGAACCGGAACCGCAGAAGGAGAAGGAGAAGGAGGAGGAAGAGGAGGAGGCUCCAUCAGCUAGCACAACAGUCAACUCCAAACCCAGUACCUCAAAGAGACAGACGCCACAGAAAGCCACUCCAAGGAAGGGCGGUCGGAGAACCAAGAGCUCGGUAGAGGCCGAGGAGGCCGCCGCAAACGAGCAGCCUGCCGUCGAGGUGCCGGAGACGGGUCGACGCAGCACCAGAAAGACGCGGAACACCUCCAUCCUGGAGGCUCCCGAAGCUCCAGCUGUGGCUCCCGAGGCGAAGGUGGUCGAUGAGCCCCCCAGGUCGGCCUCCAGCAGCCCCGGCAGGGUGACCCGAGCCUCAACCCGGGGGGUCAGCCUCUCCCUGGACAGCUUCCAGAAGCCGUCGGCCGAGACCGAGAGUGUUGUCGUCGUCACGCCACCCAGAAGCAGGAGGAAGACGAGGACCGGCACGGGCGUGAAGGCCAAAGCCGCCGCGGACUCUCUCGACGACUCCGCGCUUCCCAGCGGCACGGCCGUGCGCCGGCUGACCCGGGGCCGUAACUGGAAGGACAUGGAGGGCGAGGAGGACGAGGAGAGGAAGGACGAGAUGGGCAUCAUGGACACCACCGUGGAGCUGGUGCCCGGGACGCCACUCGGGGACGCUCUGAUGGAGAGGCUCCAGGGAGAGACCGGAGGGGAGGUGGGGGUCGCCGUGACUGAGAUCAUCCGCGCCAAGCGCAGGACCACGCGGGCGGCCGCCGCGCCACUCACCCCCGUGGCGGAGCCCGAGGACGGCGAUAGCGGGCAAGCGGACAUGGACGCAGACGCUAGCGCCGUGGCUGAGCCGCCGGAACCGGCCGCUAGUCCGAGUCGGAGACGCGGCCGGGCUAGUAAGGCCCCCGCGCCUGAAGAGCCCGCGGAGACGGAGACGUUCACCUUCACACCAACGAGGAGGACUAGAGGAAGGAAAGUGGAUACCGUGGAGGAGAACGGUGUGGCCCCAGUAUCGCCUCAGGUGAUUACCCCUGCACCUAGCACCCGCACUCGACGAGUCCCAGACAUCUCAGAGCCCCAGUCCAGCAGCCAGGACAACAACAAAGCGGAUGAUGUGGCAAAAGAAACCAAAACUAGUCAGGCGAAAAAGACCCGAACAACAAGACUGAAGGCUUCUCUGGAGCCCCCGGCCCCUGUGACGGCGUCGCUGCUGUCGCCCCUGGUGACCCCGGAGGAGUCUACGACGGGACGGACGCAGCGCAGGGUGGCGGAGCGGGCCGCGGACGAGGAGGAGCGGCCCGCUCCCAGGAUGAACCUGCGGCGCAAGCGAGUGCUGGACGCCAUCUUUCCCAAGCCUGUCGCCAGGAGGAAGAAGCUCUGAUGCUCCACACACUGGCCCAACGCCCACACAAACAAAACCCACCCAGCCACCCAGCCAGCCAGCCAACCAACCCGCCCCGCCCCCCUUAGGUCAAUUUCAGGACUUCUCAAUUGGACUUAAGCGUGACCUCCCGGGACGACGUCCUUUCUUCGCCUCUGUUGAUCUUUCCUUUUCCCUCUUCUGUUUUUAGAGAAAGACACUUUGCUGCCUGCUGUUUUAAUUUAAGAAUAACCAGUGGAAAUCUUUUUUUUUUUUUUUCAAAUUAAUAAAAACAGAUCUAAUUUAGGAAAUGGAAAAUGUUAAUUUUAUAUAAAUUACUGUAAAGUUUACAGCAAGGAGAACUGUGGGACUUCAGCACCAAAAAACAAGAUGGCUUAGUUUUUAAAUAUGCAUUUCUACUAAUUGAUGCAAGUGUAAAUAGUCUUUUGAGUAUGUUAAAUAAAAUUGAACCCUUGUAAAUGA
This is a messenger RNA of Sardina pilchardus (European sardine), 8866 nucleotides long. It is a transcript of the gene ahctf1, whose product is annotated as AT hook containing transcription factor 1. The transcript has 36 exons. The record is from RefSeq and is a predicted model, not a curated record. Lineage: Eukaryota; Metazoa; Chordata; Actinopteri; Clupeiformes; Clupeidae. The coding region runs from base 230 to 8404 and encodes 2724 amino acids.